AUGCUGACAUUGAGUAUUAUGUCCUGUGCUAUUGUCUCAUCGAAUGCGCCUAAGCUGAAGAGCGGUGCUCCUUUUUGCUUGCUGCCUGUUCCUGAUGUUCUGGGGUCUUUUGUUCCGAUUUUCUAUGUACCUGCAUAUGACGAGUCUAUUGGUCUCAGUGUUGAUAUCUUCUUUUACCUGAUUGACAUCCUCAACGCGGGGUCCCUCUUUGGCCGAGUUUCCGGUGGCGCGGUGGCGAACCGUAUUGGGCGAUUGAAUUCUUUGACAGGGGCUUCGAUCACCUGUUCGAUUUUGAUCUUCUGUUGGCUGACUGUUACAUCUCAGGGUGGGAUGAUCGCCUUUUCGAUGUUGUUUGGGUUCUUUUCUGGGACAGUUAUUGGCUUGUUCCCUGCUACCAUUGCUCUGACUGCAACAAGUCGAAUGAGAUUGGCUCGUAUAUGGGAACGGCAUUGGGGGUUUGGGGUAUUUCCACUCUUACUGGAACGCCUAUCUCUGGGGCUAUGA
Messenger RNA from Penicillium canescens, 504 nucleotides. Its product is annotated as MFS monocarboxylate transporter. The transcript has 2 exons. Gene Ontology annotation, cellular component: fungal-type vacuole membrane. Bases 1 to 504 code for a protein of 167 amino acids. Lineage: Eukaryota; Fungi; Ascomycota; Eurotiomycetes; Eurotiales; Aspergillaceae. The record is from RefSeq and is a predicted model, not a curated record.